Messenger RNA from Penicillium pulvis, 1359 nucleotides. RefSeq lists its product as uncharacterized. The record is from RefSeq and is a predicted model, not a curated record. The coding region runs from base 1 to 1359 and encodes 452 amino acids. NCBI's taxonomy places the organism in Eukaryota, Fungi, Ascomycota, Eurotiomycetes, Eurotiales, Aspergillaceae. The transcript has a single exon.
AUGGAGGAUACUCUUGUUGAAAUCGUGCAUCGCCACGAGCUGCCUUCGCUACAAGAUGAAGAUCUUGUCCGACUACUUCACGCGCAAUUUGGCCCAGAAAUCGUCCACUUGACCCGUGUCCCACAUGCCAUGGAGAAAGAUGAAGGUGAAACCCCUUCUCUUGGCAACCUUACCAAAGAUAUCGAAACCGCGCUCAGUCCAUCGAGAUUAUUAUUCGAAACCGACUUUGAUGAAGUGAAUCGCUCAAUCACCAAUGUUCGCGCUUUGAAAUGGGUGCUUGCGAACGACUAUGGCUCCUUUGUGAACUAUCAACCUCCCCCUAUCAGGUUAUCCCAAAAGACCUUCCAAGAACUGAGGCGCCUAUCGGACUCCUUCCUGAAAGAUGCCGACUUGCUCCUCGCAAUGAUCGUGGCGCUUGUUAUCGGUGACAUGGGAAAAGACCCACAUCUUGUUGCCGAGAUCGCGGCGCGUAUGGGUACACAAGUCGGAAUCACAGACUACGAAAACCACGAUCAAUUACUCGCCGAUGCUGUCGCGUGCGGGAUCUUAGAUAGAGCCCUCGGUCAGCUAUCUAAAACCCGGCGUGAGGAGGUGGUCCUUGGAGUGCAGAUUGGAGCGACAUUAAAUAUUCCCCAACUAAUGCAAGGCGAAAAUAUCCCUGGCAGCCUACAGCCUAUCCUCAAGUUCCGUGGUCGUCCCGAGGCAUUCUAUCUCAAGUAUUUCGAGACUAUCUUCGAUGUGUCUGGCGCCGGCGCUCAUCGUGAUAGUCGUGGGGCGAAUCGGAUGAUCGAGCCAGUCUGUCAAUCUUUUCUACAGGCCUGGCCUAUUCUACAGAGUGUAAUCACCGAAUCUACCUCGCUAUGCGAGGCGUAUGAUCAAGUGUUACUGAAUCGUGGGCAAUUGGUCUUUAAGCAGGGCUUUCCUGAAUUAUCUACCGCCGAUCGCUCGGAACGGGCCUUACUUCGGCUUUUCGCCAUAGGCCGUGUAGCCGACCGGUCAGUGGCUGAGCAGUUCCAGCAAGCGUUCGAAGGCUUACCAGAGCAAACUCGUCAUGGUCUUGUUGAUGGAAUGAACGUUAAUGGAAUUGAUGAUGGCGAGGCUGUGCUUCUGUAUUAUUUGCCGGCCUUAUUCGCGGAGACAACCCGUGCUAUGCGUGAUGCAUCUGCAGAGGAGCAGAUCGUCGCAUUACAGUGUUUAAUGUGCUUCAUGGCUCGAACAUACGGGGGUUCGCGAUCGGUACCUGGUCAGGAGGGAUCUAUUCGGGAGCGUGAUGUCUCGCCUGCUAUUCAUAUCGUGUGUGAUCCGUCUUUUCGCCAUAACCCACAUAUUCUGGAUGAAUUUACCUUACCAGAUAAUUGA